GAACGCUCAGUACGGUGGGCGUGGUUUCAGCCUAUAACGUGGUUCCGGGUCACCCAGCAUGGCUGAGCUGAAGAUAAACCGCAAGUUCGCCGAGCGCUAUGAUCGGUACCGGGAGAAGGAGGAGCUGCAGCGGCGUGAGUCCCCGGGGCUUCAUACAUCGCCCCACCUUCUGCGGGCGCUAUUUAUUGAGCCCCAGUGAUAGCUCCAGCCUGCUGUGCUGGAUUUACUAUUGGCCCAUGUUACUCCUAUAGUCUCUAUAAUAUGACAAACACACACUGAAUAAAUCCAUACAUCCCAAGUGUCCCUGUUAAGGAGGGACAGUCCCUAUUAAUACCCUAAUGUCCCUCUUCUGUAGGAGCUCCAUAUUGUUGGUGUGUCUGAGUGUAUAACAGAGCUCCACAGCAAUAAUACUCCCAGUAAUGUGUCUGAGUGUAUAACAGAGCUCCACAGCAAUAAUACUCCCAGUAAUGUGUCUGAGUGUAUAACAGAGCUCCACAGCAAUAAUACUCCCAGUAAUGUGUCUGAGUGUAUAACAGAGCUCCACAGCAAUAAUACUCCCAGUAAUGUGUCUGAGUGUAUAACAGAGCUUCACAGCAAUAAUACUCCCAGUAAUGUGUCUGAUUGUAUAACAGAGCUCCACAGCAAUAAUACUCCCAGUAAUGUGUCUGAGUGUAUAACGAAGCUCCACAGCAAUAAUACUCCCAGUAAUGUGUCUGAGUGUAUAACGGAGCUCCACAGCAAUAAUACUCCCUGUAAUGUGUCUGAGUGUAUAACAGAGCUCCACAGCAAUAAUACUCCCUGUAAUGUGUCUGAGUGUAUAACGGAGCUCCACAGCAAUAAUACUCCCAGUAAUGUGUCUGAGUGUAUAACGGAGCUCCACAGCAAUAAUACUCCCUGUAAUGUGUCUGAGUGUAUAACAGAGCUCCACGGUAAUAAUACUUCCAGUAAUGUGUCUGCGUGUAUAACAGAGCUCCACGGCAAUAAUACUCCCAGUAAUGUGUCUGCGUGUAUAACAGAGCUCCACAGCAAUAAUACUCCCAGUAAUGUGUCUGAGUGUAUAACAGAGCUCCACAGUAAUAAUACUCCCAGUAAUGUGUCUGUGUGUAUAACAGAGCUCCACAGCAAUAAUACUCCCAGUAAUGUGUCUGAGUGUAUAACAGAGCUCCACAGCAAUAAUACUCCUAGUAAUUAGAGAUGUCGCGAACCGUUCGUGAACUUCUCGCGAACGGCUCGCCGCGAGCUCCGGUCAGCUGACACAUCCCGGCCAAUCUCCGGCAGACCCUCCCACCUCCUGGACAGCAUCCAUGUUGAAGCUGCCUUUAACAUGGAUGCUGUCCAGGAAGUAGGAGGGUCUGCCGGAGAUUGGCCGGGAUGUGUCAGCUGACCGGAGCUCGCCGCGAAUGGCGAGCCGUUCGCGGGAAGUUCGCGGACGGUUCGCGACAUCUCUACUAGUAAUGUGUCUGAGUGUAUAACAGAACCAUUCGGCCCAUCUAGUCUGCCCAAUAUUCUAAAUACUUUCAUUAGUCCCUGGCCUUAUCUUAUAGUUAGGAUAGCCUUAUGCAUAUCCCACGCAUGCUUAAACUCCUUUACUGUGUUAACCUCUACAACAAAUCCAAGAGAAAAUACCUUGGCCAAAAAACAAAACAUGAUUUCCUUGUUGAUUCUUUGCAAUUUGCGUGAUUACUUUGAGAAAAAGAGGUGCACAUUUCUAUCAGUGUGUUUUAGCCUUGUUCGACCAUUCAGAAUCCGUUAUGCAUAAAACAUUUGGAGGUACAAUAACUUGUAUUCAACAACUUUCAAUGAUUAUUAAAACCAAUAUGCUAGAACCACCCUCCACCAUCUUCCAGGCAGGAUUUCCAGUGUGAUGAAAGAUACUUCCGAUCAAAGAUUGAUGCACAAAGAAAGGAGAGCAGAAUUAAUUUCUUUGUUUAAUCUUGCAGUGAAAGAUCGCUAUGGGGACACACAAGAUAGUGAUACAUCGGGCUCAGAGUCAGAGGAGGAAGAAGAGUUGGUGAGUGAAAUAUAUAAACAAUGUAAUUGUAAAAGUCUAACUCUGUGGAUAACCUUUUUAUGUCAUUAAUAAUUCCUGUUUUCUCUUUAGAUGAUUGAUCCUAAAUUGGACAAAGAAUUUUAUCGCACCUUGUCUCUGCUCAAAAAGAAAGAUCCUAAAAUAUACCAAGAGGAUGCCACCUUUUAUACAAGUGAAGGUAAUGAUCAGCAUCCUUUCAUUAAAUUCUUGCGAAACAAACUCACCUGAGACUUUAAACCUGUCACGAGCGAUAGCUGACGCUCUCAGCCUAUCACUACCUGCUAUUGCUGGUAUGAUUUGGUAUGGCGUAAGGUGUAGCAUAAACCCUCCCCCUUAGCCGUUUUGUCAGAGGGGUCUGGACUACAGGUGCCUGUGGACCCUGAAUCACAGUUUAAUAAUAAAGCGUAAAAAAAAAAAAAAAAUUUCAAUUAAAAUUUUCCUUUAUUUUAACGGCAGGACAGACUCCUCACAGAUAUGUAUGUACAUAUAUUACCACCCCUUCCCUUAGUGCCCCUUUUUCUCUCCCCCUUGUUCCCAGUAAGUCUCCUACCUUUAUUGUAGCGUGGCUGAGCGGAGUAGACUGCGGUACAGGAACUUCAGUUUCCUGUACCAGGCCGGACUGACAGGAAGUGCUCGCUCAGUAAGCACUUUCUUUCGGUCCGGCUGGGUACAGGAAACAUAAGUUCCUGUACCGCAGUGCACGCUGCUCCGCUCGGCCACGCUACAUAGAGUGCCUCGCAGAAGGGAGCGCUGUGCGCCCACCUCCUGCCGGUCACUCUGAUCCAGCACCCCCUGGGCCGGUGCGCCCUAAGGUGGCCGCUUGAGCCACCUUAUUGAUGCGCCGCCCCUGUUCAAAUUGUAACGCUAUGCUUAUUGACUCUAAACCUAAAUUAUAUCUUUGGUUUUCAAAAGUUUUCAGUGAGGAAGCACCUCUAGUGGCUGCCUGUUUGAUAGCCAUCAGACUAGGUUUUUUGCCUUUUUUUGAAUCAACAGCAAAAACAUAUGUGAGGAAGGCUGAACUUGAUGGACGCAUGUCUCUUUUCAGCUAUGUAACUAUGUAAGUGUGUUGUCUGACAAAUGUCAACAUUGAUAUUUUCCAGAAACGGGCAGCAUCUAUGCACCAAAACCACUUAAUUCCAGCGCGCUGUAGUGAUUAUGGUGCUUUAAAAAGUGGGUUGCACUUGUGAACUAUACAUUAUACACAAAGUUGCUCCUAUGCAAUUUAUUUUAUUGUUAAUGCCAAUGUGCUCUACUGAGAGGGUACAGCGGGAGUUUCUCAGCAUUAUAUCUAGCUACAAAUGCUGAUAAAUUUCAAGUACAAUCAUUCAACUCAUUUUUUAAAAAUAAUUGUUAUUAAUUUUUUUUUUUUUAAAGAUAAAAAUCACAUUGUAACGAAAGGGCUAAUAUAUUAAAUGUACAUCAAAUACAUUAACGUUUUAUUUCAUCUGUUUGACUUGGCAUUCAACUUUAUGAAAUUUUUCUGUGUCUAGAGCUGGCUGAUGUUAAACAGACAAAGUCCGUUAAAGAGAAGCCUAUGUACCCGAAGGACUACGAGCGAAAAGUUAUUCUUGAAAAAGAAGGGUAUGUAGCACGUCUGAAAAAGAUUAUGUGGCUGAAUGCCUCUUCAAGCAUUAAAGAGUUUCUCCCUUAAACAACUUUAGCUUACUGGAAAGCUUUGUGUGAAGAGUGUGUCCUCUUUUUAUUUAUUUUUUUAUUUUUUUAAUUUUGCAAAAAGUGCAGAUUUCUUUAGAUAUAUUGUAUAAAUUAUAUAUAAAUAUUUAUAUUAUAUAUAUAUAUAUAUAUAAUUAUAUAUAUUAACAUAAAAUAACCUGGUUACACCCCCUUGGCUUUCAAGUAUACAAUAAGUAAUGUUACUUCCUGGUUUUGUUAGCUUAAUGCAGCUGACCUCAAGAGGCUUCAAUUGCUCAGAGCACCUGACUUACAAAGAAUUCUCAUUGACCUGUAUUGGGAAGUCUGUGAUUGGACAGCCACAGAAUGUCUGGAUGGGGAUAGAAGGGGAGGUCUUGGAAAGGCAACAGACAAGAGAACUGCUGAUUUUAGAUAUAUCCCCAAUGAAAAAAAAUACAUAAUUAAAUGCAUACUAGUUUUCAUUUGGGGUAUAUCUACUAAACAGUGAUGUUUAUAUAUUUUGUAUUUGGGCAGUGGAGAGUCCCUUUAACAUAGUAUCAGGGCUCUGGUAUGCUUUAAAUUAGGUGCAAAGUAUUCUAGUAAACAAAUAAAAUAAAGGAGCAAUGAUGGCACCACAGAAACGGAUAGUGUAAAGUCACCCAGUCACUCCACAAAGCACAGCAACUCAGUGAAUAACCAGAUACAUACAUUGUGUGCACUGACACCUUGUUUAUGGUUAUUUGCAAAGUAUUCUAAUUUGCAAAGUGUCCAAUCUUUUGUGAGAGAGGGGACUCUAUAAUCACCUAGGCGACUUGAUCUCAAUGCAUCCCUUGCCUAAUCUGUAUUGUUCUGCUAUCAAUAAACCAUUUUUCACAUAGUAAACGCGUUAAAGACAGACCCGUUUUUUGCCAUGUGUCCUAGCUUGUCACAUUCUUGUACAAUGUGUCUGUACAUUGAGUUAAAAAGGAAAGAAAAUAAUCCCAUAGCAAUACAGAUUAGUGCCGUGUUAACUUGUAGCGGGGUAAUACAAGUUAAGCCUGGAUUAAAAAAUAUGAACAGUAUCAAAAUAUCACCCCUGUAUCUGGGUCCAUCAUUUUUUAUCUUUCAUGGCUGUAAACAUAUUUGAACUAAUGGUGGCUUCAAAUUAUUGUUUUCAUUUUUUUGUUUUGUAAAGAAAAUAUGAGGAUGAAGAAGAUUCGGAAGAAGAUGAUGAUAUUGAAGAUCAGGUAUUUAGCAAUGGGCAAAGAUUAAAUAACGACAUUCACACACUGACAGACCACAGAAAUACACACCUACAUUCACACACUGCCAGACCAUAGAAAUACACACCUACAUUCACACACUGCCAGACCACAGAAAUACACACCUACAUUCACACACUGACCGACCAUAGAAAUACACAUCUACAUUCACACACUGACAGACCACAGAAAUACACACCUACAUUCACACACUGCCAGACCAUAGAAAUACACACCUACAUUCACACACUGCCAGACCAUAGAAAUACACACCUACAUUCACACACUGCCAGACAACAGAAAUACACACCUACAUUCACACACUGCCAGACCACAGAAAUACACACCUACAUUCACACACUGACAGACCACAGAAAUACACACCUACAGUCACACACUGUCAGACCAUAGAAAUACACACCUACAUUCACACACUGACAGACCACAGAAAUACACACCUACAUUCACACACUGCCAGACCACAGAAAUACACACCUACAUUCACACACUGACAGACCACAGAAAUACACACCUACAUUCACACACUGACAGACCACAGAAAUACACACCUACAUUCACACACUGACAGACCACAGAAAUACACACCUACAUUCACACACUGACAGACCACAGAAAUACACACCUACAGUCACACACUGCCAGACCACAUAAAUACAGACCUACAUUCACACACUGCCAGACCACAGAAAUACACACCUACAUUCACACACUGACCGACCAUAGAAAUACACAUCUAAAUUCACACACUGACAGACCACAGAAAUACACACCUACAUUCACACACUGACAGACCAUAGAAAUACACACCUACAUUCACACACUGCCAGACCAUAGAAAUACACACCUACAUUAACACACUGACAGACCAUAGAAAUACACACCUACAUUCACACACUGACAGACCAGAGAAAUACACACCUACAUUCACACACUGCCAGACCAUAGAAAUACACACCUACAUUCACACACUGACAGACCACAGAAAUACACACCUACAUUCACACACUGACAGACCACAGAAAUACACACCUACAUUCACACACUGACAGACCACAGAAAUACACACCUACAUUCACACACUGACAGACCACAGAAAUACACACACUGACAAACCACAGAAAGACACACCGCAGACCACAGAAAUACACACCUACAUUCACACACUGACAGACCAUAGAAAUACACACCUACAUUCACACAUCGACAGACCAUAGAAAUACACACCUACAUUCACACACUGCCAGACCAUAGAAAUACACACCUACAUUCACACACUGACAGAACACACAGAAAUACACACCUACAUUCACACACUGACAGACCACAGAAAUACACACCUACAUUCACACACUGACAGACCACAGAAAUACACACCUACAUCACACACUGCCAGACCAUAGAAAUACACACCUACAUUCACACACUGCCAGACCAUAGAAAUACACACCUACAUUCACACACUGCCAGACCAUAGAAAUACACACCUACAUUCACACACUGACAGACAACAGAAAUACACACCUACAUUCACACACUGCCAGACCACAGAAAUACACACCUACAUUCACACACUGACAGACCACAGAAAUACACACCUACAUUCACACACUGCCAGACUAUAGAAAUACACACCUACAUUCACACACUGCCAGACCAUAGAAAUACACACCUACAUUCACAUGCCAAACAAAUAUGCAAUUUAAGUAUGUAACUGCAAGGUAUAAGAUGUGGAAAAUCAAAAACUCUCUGUGCUCAUGUGUUUGUAUUAGUAAGUAGUUUUAGGCUGGGUUUAGAGCUUUGCACAUUCAAUUUUUUUUAGUCUUGCCCGGAUAACAAAUCUAAAACCUAUUUUUGGAAUUUUGUAAUAAUUCAAUAAAACUGUAUAUUAAUCAGUGUAAAUACAUAUUGGCUAAAGCAGGGACCACAAACACUAGAUCUCUUUUAGAUGUUCCCCAUAAUAAGUGACGUACAGUGUAACAGUAGCUGGAGGGCUUAUUAGACCCCCUUGAUUUAUAGUGUAUUAAAGGGAUAUUCUAGGCUGGACUAUGCAGUAAUGCAUUUAAAAAAAAUUAAAGCAACUUACAUUUGAACUUACUGCAAAACCCUUGGUUGUAGAUCUUCUGCAAUCAGCUGUCAUGAUGACAUUAUGUACAGCAUUAUUAGCAAAAGGGGAAGGAAACACUGCAUGUUCGGAGGGAGGCACAGAAAAGGAUAGAUUUAUAGAGCGAAACCAAUUUUCUUUACUUAGUUUGAAAAAAAAAAUAAAGGAAACAAUAUAAACACUGUCUGCUUCAUCUCACUAAACUGGUUAUAGUGUCUGGAAGGCUCUGAUGACGUCAUGUCAUUCAGCAUUAAACAUGUUUAAUGUAUUAAUGAUAAACAAGAGUCCACAGCAGCCCAUCCUCUCUGUGCUGCUUUGGGUAAUGAGGAAGUAGUAGCCCCAGCAGCAAAGGGCAGCUGUGAUUGGCUGAGAGUGUCAGCUGACUGAUUUAGCCUAUCAGAUCUUCAACUGACGGUAUAGAGGAUAUGACUAUUAGGAAGUGUGUAAUCUCUGCCUUAGCCACACCACUAGAAGGGGCCGGACUGUGGGUGACCAGGGACCCAUUUUUAGUGUUAACUGCUCAAAAAUGGUUCAGCACUGCAUUGAGGGACAGUGUCCGGGGACUCCAGGCACUAUAACCAAUUCAAAGAGCUUAAAUGCUUAUAGCGACUUCAGUGUCCCUUUAAGAAAAAUUCCCCUGCCAGCAUUUGCGAGGGACUGUAUUUUAAUCAAGUUGUGUGUGGCUGCACUAACUAUCACUUCUUCCUGCAGAGAGCCCGAUCCCCAACUUACCUUGAGCAACAAAAGCAAAUCAGAGAUAGGUGAGUGUAAGUGGGGGGCGGGGGUUUGGGACACUUAUUUUCAAAAUGUUAUCAUUCAUUGUUAAAUAUCGUGUAAUCUUUUUAAACCUACAAAUACCACAAGAUGUGGUACUGUGUCAGACCCUUCCAUGCCAACCUUUAAAGAAGCACUUUAAUAUUUAUGUGCUGUAUUCCACCCUCAAAACACUACUGAAAUGUAUAGUUUGUCAAUCAGCAAACAUUACAACGGCAGACACAGACCGUGUCUAUGCCCUGCCAUUACGGUUUGUCGUGUAUUUUUUUUUUUUUAAUGUGAUUGUAUCAGCGGACUUGUGUUCACGCGUUUCCCUGCAGACCCACCUUGUGAAAGUUCAUUGGCAAUGCUUGAUUUGUUUGGACAUAUUAAUACUCCAUUGAUGUCAAAAAUCUAAUGAAAAUUAGCAAGCAUGUGUCUGUUACCUGUCCCUGUUUCCCCCAAUGAGAAAAUUGUGACCGGCCGCUAUAAGCUUAUUGAACAAUUCAAUAAUUAGAUCUAAUUCAAGCUAAACAACAUUUCCCAUUAAUUUCCGGGAAACCAAAAACACUCGUAGCCUAGAAUGAGAGGCUGGUGUGCCUGUGGCUUCUGCUUGCAACAUAUUAGCAAAAGCAGCAGGAACGUUUAAGAUAAAUAUUUUCUUUUCUAUUUUGCAUAUUUUUCAUGCAUUAUCUAUGAAUUUAAAUGGGGAUGUGGACACUUUGGAGACCAGAAUAUCCCCCUUUAUCAGCCCAUACUAGACUCAAAAAUGUUACAUGGGAAGUUACAGCUCUGUCAUUGGUAAAGUAACAUUUCACCAUGUUCAGUUAAUUUAAAUAUUUAAAUACAUAAAAUUGCUGCCAUAUGUAUCCCAUAAAACCCUGCUAUGGGAUACAGUCUGCUCUUUCAGUCACAGGGUGACACAGGAGUAAGCUGGGAGAUAUGAAGUCUACCCCUCCCAGCACAGGGUGACACAGACAGGAGGGAGCUAUGGGACAUGGAGUCUACCCCUCCCAGCACAGGGUGACACAGACAGGAGAGAGUUAUGGGACAUGGAGUCUGUCCCUUCCAGCACAGGGUGACACAGACAGGAGAGAGUUAUGGGACAUGGAGUCUGUCCCUCCCAGCACAGGGUGACACAGACAGGAGGGAGCUAUGGGACAUGGAGUCUGUCCCUCCCAGCACUGGGUGACAGACAGGAGGGAGCUAUGGGACAUGGAGUCUGUCCCUCCCAGCACAGUGUGACACAGACAGGAGGGAACUAUGGGACAUGGAGUCUGACCCUCCCAGCACAGGGUGACACAGACAGGAGGAAGCUAUGGGACAUGGAGUCUGUCCCUCCCAGCACAGGGUCACAGCACAGUGAGGGAGCUAUGGGACAUGGAGUCUGUCCCUCCCAGCACAGGGUGACACAGGAGAAGCUAUGGGACAUGGAGUCUGUCCCUCCCAGCACAGGGUGACACAGACAGGAGGAAGCUAUGGGACAUGGAGUCUGUCCCUCCCAGCACAGGGUGACACAGACAGGAGGGAGCUAUGGGACAUGGAGUCUGUCCCUCCCAGCACAGGGUGACACAGACAGGAGGAAGCUAUGGGACAUGGAGUCUGUCCCUCCCAGCACAGGGUGACACAGACAGGAGGGAGCUAUGGGACAUGGAGUCUGUCCCUCCCAGCACAGGGUGACACAGACAGGAGGCAGCUAUGGGACAUGGAGUCUGUCCCUCCCAGCACAGGGUGACACAGACAGGAGGGAGCUAUGGGACAUGGAGUCUGUCCCUCCCAGCACAGGGUGACACAGACAGGAGGAAGCUAUGGGACAUGGAGUCUGUCCCUCCCAGCACAGGGUGACACAGACAGGAGGGAGCUAUGGGACAUGGAGUCUGUCCCUCCCAGCACAGGGUGACACAGACAGGAGGAAGCUAUGGGACAUGGAGUCUGUCCCUCCCAGCACAGGGUGACACAGACAGGAGGUAGCUAUGGGACAUGGAGUUUGUCCCUCCCAGCACAGGGUGACACAGACAGGAGGAAGCUAUGGGACAUGGAGUCUGUCCCUCCCAGCACUGGGUGACACAGACAGGAGGGAGCUAUGGGACAUGGAGUCUGUCCCUCCCAGCACAUGGUGACACAGACAGGAGGAAGCUAUGGGACAUGGAGUCUGUCCCUCCCGGCACAGGGUGACACAGACAGGAGGGAGCUAUGGGACAUGGAGUCUGUCCCUCCCAGCACAGGGUGACACAGACAGGAGGGAGCUAUGGGACAUGAAGCCUAUAACAUCUGUGUUUUGAAACCAUUUCCAGAUAAUUAACUGUUUGUUUUUUACAGCUUCCGUCAGUUUGUCGAGGAUAGCGAUAGCGAGGAAAAUGAGGGCACUACAGCAAACCUGCUAACUAAGCGUGUCAAAAGCAAGAAAGAGCAAGUGAGUAUAAAUCAAUAACUGCGGCUUUCUCAACUGAAAACAUUUACUGCAAUCUGUCCAUUAAAAAUAAUUCAUCAGAUGAACAUUCUUAUGGUAUACCAAAUCAUAGCAGAUUGCCAUUCUGAAAGUUUGUCAGAGCUCUAUGUUUGGAAUUGUAUAAUAAUCUCCAUCAGUUAAAUAAGUACUUUCACCCCAACAGGAAAAUGAAGAGGAGGAAUAUGUGGCUUGGCUGAAAGGUCAGAAGGACAUCACGGAUGAAGAUGAAGUGAAGGAAUUGGUGAGUAGAAGGAUGUUCCUGCUCGUCAAUAGAGAACAUUGAUAGAAAGGCUGAGAGCGGCUGGAAGAUCAGUAACCAAUGUAUUGGAAUUCAUUCUGGAACGUCUAUAGAUAAGACACCUCAUAUCUGAUUUCCACUCCAUAUACAUAACUUCAAACACGGGGAAAAAGGAAGGUGUGGGGGCAGGGAGAGAAAUGUCUAAAACUGAAUGUACAAGGUGACCAGUGGUGAUAUAUGUACAUAAAUACAUGCACACAUUGGUAGAAAUCAUUAGCGUGCUGCACUAAGGACUAGGAGAAAUACCAUCAGAAGUCCUUCAUUGUACAUCGUGGCCCAGGACAUGAUCAACUUCCCCGAGGUUUAUAAUUAGUAUGUGAUAGUUGUAGGGCAUUCAUAAUCUAGAGCUUCAGAGACAAAGCUAUACAGUGACUCUUUAUUAUACACCCACAGGGUUAUCUGAAAGACUACUGGGCUAAUCCUACUCUGGACGAAGGGGAGAAAUUUCUGCGUGAUUAUAUCCUGAAUAAGGAGUAUGUAGAAGAGGAUUCGGAGGAGGAGGAGUGGUGAGUUAUACUUUGAUAAAUACACUACAAUAAUUCCAAAUGUUUUCACACCAAUAAUGAACAUGCUGCACUGUUUUCUUAAUUUCUGCAUAGAUACUCAGCACAAUUAUACAUUGCAACGGUUCUGUUCCUGUGUGUAGGUACUUAAAAUCACUAUAUAGUGCAUCAUGUUCUUAAAGGGAUUCUAUAGUGCCAGGAAAACAAACCAGUUUUCCUGUCACUGUUGGCUCCUGCAGUGCCCCCCUCCCUUGCGGCCCCCCACUGUUGGCACUGCAGGAGCCUACAGUGCCAGGAAAACGGGUUUGUUUUCCUGGCACUAUAGAAUCCUUUUAAGGGGUUAAAACCCCCAUCCAGUCACACACCUGAAUCCUGCGCCGAUGUCCUUGGCGCUGGGUCAGGUUCAGGCCCCGCUCCUCCCCCGCUGGCGUCAGCCCGUGGGGAGACCUAAUGCACAUGCGUGGCAAUGGCCGCACUCGCAUUAGGAUUUCUCAAUAGGAAAGCAUUAUUCAACACACUGCACUGUAUAAUAAUACUGAGUAUCUAUACACUGAUAAUGAACACAUGCGCUGUAUAAUGAUUCUGAGUAUCUAUACACUGAUAAUGAACACAUGCGCUGUAUAAUGAUUCUGAGUAUCUAUACACUGAUAAUGAACUCGCUGCGCUGUAUAAUAAUACUGAGUAUCUAUACACUGAUAAUGAACAUGCUGCACUGUAUAAUAAUACUGAGUAUCUAUACACUGAUAAUGAACACACUGCGCUGUAUAAUAAUACUGAGUAUCUACACACUGAUAAUGAACACACUGCACUGUAUAAUAAUACUGAGUAUCUAUACACUGAUAAUGAACACACUGUGCUGUAUAAUAAUACUGAGUAUCUAUACACUGAUAAUGAACACACUGCGCUGUAUAAUAAUACUGAGUAUCUAUACACUGAUAAUGAACACACUGCACUGUAUAAUAAUACUGAGUAUCUAUACACCGAUAACGAACACACUGCGCUGUAUAAUAAUACUGAGUAUCUAUACAAUGAUAAUAAACACCACUGCGCUGUAUAAUAAUACUGAGUAUCUAUACACUGAUAAUGAACACACUGUGCUGUAUAAUAAUACUGAGUAUCUAUACACUGAUAAUGAACACACUGCGCUGUAUAAUAAUACUGAGUAUCUAUACACUGAUAAUGAACACACUGCGCUGUAUAAUAAUACUGAGUAUCUAUACACUGAUCAUGAACACACUGCGCUGUAUAAUAAUACACACUAUCUAUACACUGAUAAUGAACACACUGCGCUGUAUAAUAAUACUGAGUAUCUAUACACUGAUAAUGAACACGCUGCGCUGUAUAAUAAUACUGAGCAUCUAUACACUGAUAAUGAACACGCUGCGCUGUAUAAUAAUACUGAGUAUCUAAACACUGAUAAUGAACACACUGUAUAAUAAUACUGAGUAUCUAUACACUGAUAAUGAACACACUGUAUAAUAAUACUGAGGAUCUAUACACUGAUAAUGAACACGCUGUAUAAUAAUACUGAGUAUCUAUACACUGAUAAUGAACACACUGUAUAAUAAUACUGAGGAUCUAUACACUGAUAAUAAACACAUUGUGCUGUAUAAUACCAAGUAUCUAUACACUGAUAAUGAACAUGCUGCAAUGUAUAAUAAUACUGAGUAUCUAUACACUGAUAAUGAACACACUGCGCUGUAUAAUAAUACUGAGUAUCUAUAUAAUACUGAUAAUGGACAUGCUGUGACAGUACAUUGUGUUUUGGUUUUUCUCAGCCCACCUGCUCUGGAAGAGGCUCCACAUGUAUCUGACUCUGAAGAUGAAGGGGAACUUUUUUUAAAGAAACAGGAAGACUUUGAGAGAAAAUACAAUUUUAGAUUUGAGGAGCCAGAUUCAGACUUGGUAAGUACAUUUAGCUGAUUGGCUUUCUUUCCAUGUGUGCACCAUACAUGGAUAAACUUUAUGGAUCAUUGACUUAUUACAUGCCGGUAUUUCCCUGCAAGCAUCCAAUAAGAGAUGGCUUAUCUGCCCUUCUCAUCACUCUAUUACCUGUGCCAUGUCGAACUGGAACACUUGCGGGAAGGUUAUAGAAACCUGUUUCCUUGACUGCCUUACUUCUUACCACUGUGUAUACAGCAAACAUCUCCACCACUAAACUAGUGGUGUUUCCAUUACUUUCUGCAUGGCCUCUCGAUCAGGGCUAGGGAACCUUCGGCACUCCAGAUGUUGUGGACUACAUCUCCCUUGAUGCUUUGCCAGUAUUAUGGGAGAUGUAGCCCACAUCAUCUGGAGAGAUAAUCUAGAUAAUCCGUGCAACACAUUUAGCUAGGAUCACUCGUUAAAGGUCCACUCUCUGAAUGUGUUGCUCUGAUGCAGCAUUAUUGCCAGAUGCUAAACCUGGUGGCGUAGAUGGCUGCCCAAUGUUGCUAAAACUGUUCGAUUGUGAUGUUCCCACAUUUCAGGAUGAUGAUGAUGCAGAUGCACAUUUCUGGACUAGACUGGUUUAUAAGUGGUUUCAUGUUGAUGGAAACAUUAUAGUACCUUUUAUUGGAAUUGUUAGUGUUAUUUUCUUUUACCCAUAUCCGUACAGCUCAGUGUUUGUGACCUGAUCUCUAUCUGUUAUUUCUUCUCCUAGAUCAAGACAUUCCCCAGAGCCAUCGCGCAGUCCGUGAGACAGAAGGAUGAUCGAAGAAAGAGGAAGAGAGAUGAGAUAAAGGAGAGAAAGCAGAAGGUUAGGAGUCAGAUAUGCUAGAAUAGGAAGAGGUGCUAGGAUAAAAGGAUGGAGACGAUGGGGAAGCUCCAAAUGCAGGGUUUGACAUAGAUAUUUAAAGGGGCAAUCUAAGCACUGUAGCCCACAUGCACCUGACACAGCUAGAGUUACAUUUUCACAGCAUUCACAUUCUUUGAUAAAGUUCAUGCCACUGGCACCCAGUGGACUCUCGGUUUAUGUAAAGCCAUUGAUGUGGCAUGAAACAGAAAUGCAAUUAUUACAUGGGGUGGGCUGAUACGAUAACCUUUUAUAAUGGUCUGUGGUAGAAUGCUGCUUUAACAAGAUAUUAACACCUCUACCCUGAGCACAGGAUAAAGAGAAGAAACGGGAAGAACUGAAGCAGCUGAAGAACUUGAAGAGGAAGGAGAUACUGGAGAGACUUGAGAAGCUCCGUGAGCUGACUGGAGAAGGUGCACUGGGAUUGAAAGAGGAGGACCUUCUGGAGGACUUUGACCCAGAGAAACAUGACCAAAUCAUGGAGGUGAGACCAAUAAUUCGAAAUAGUAUGACUGAGGUUCUGACAAAUCCAUAAUGCCAAUUGUGAGAGGAAGUUGACCACAGCUGUAUCUGUUCCAUCAGAGGGUUUCUUUUUUGAACACUUUACAUUCUUUCCUCCAAUAGAAAUUUUUUGGUGAUGAGUACUAUGGCGUAGAAGAGGGAGAAAAGCCGCAGUUUGAAGACGAAGAAGGAUUGGAGGGUAGGCUUCUCAGUUUCGUACUCAUUUUUGAUCUAUUCAUUUAUUUAGUACAGGAAUUCAGGUUCAUAACUAACUUCUAUUACAAAUGCUUUACUGGUUGUUCCCUGUGUUUACCUUCUCCCCCAUUUCACACAGAUGACUGGAACUGGGACACCUGGACAGGUCCAGAAGAAGAAACAAAUAAUGCUGAGUGGGAAGAAGGAGAGGAGCUAGAGCCCAACUGGGAUGACCCUGAGUUUGUGGUAUGGUUUGCUUCCUUAUUCCUUCGUACUCCUUUCUUGGUCUCUAGUAUAGAUACCUAGAAGGGUGUCAUGGGUGACGAAAUACAAUCAUAUGCUAACCAAAUUGCUAUCACCUCUAUAGAACAGUUUACAUCUCUGUUCCAUCAAUAGUUAUAAAAUACUAGUACGGCUGUUCUGUUGUGACUGAGCAUCUAUGUAUUUUCAGCAUGGCCUCAAUACACAGCCGUGUUCGUAGGAUUGUAGGACCCCGUGCUUAUCAUUCUUGAAGCUCAUCGCUGCAAACUUCAAGCAAAUAUGUCUUUUAAUCACUGCACGUGCUGGUGAUUUCACCAUAACAAUAUAUAGAUAAAUAGUGUUACCAACCUCAAGAUCCACUUGUUCUCCAAACAGUUUGUAGAUAGGCCCUACUUAAAAUUUUUAAAAUGAAAAGGCAAUUAUGUUUCCAUGUGUCAUCUUUCACUGUUUGGAUAAAAGUUUGUGAUUUUAUAUUUUGUAUUUGGAGUAGCAUCUUUGACUGUUUCUCUUUUGUUCAGAUGGAUGCAGACUAUGAUCCGAAUGCUGCUCCCGGACCAUCUCGCAGGGAGAGGAAGAGAAUGCACAUGGAGGCCGCGAAAAGUGGUAAAAAGAAGAGAAAGUCCAAAUUUGCAGAAGUCGUGAGCAAAAAGAAACCAGUGUUCGACCCAGGUAAUAUUGGGAGUUAAUACGAAGCAUGGACCCAGCUAUCAUCCUGAUCUCUAGAUUGGUAAAGUCCGUGUUCCGGCUGCGUUCUGUGUGAGGAUUGCCCCCUCACCUUUGGUAUAUGUAGGUACUCCGAUCAAUCUGCAUGCUUGAGAUGGUUGGUCAGUCAAAAAAGCUUAGACUUUUAAUAAAAACAUAGGACAAGGAUAAUAAUGAGUAAGUUCUCAAGCCUAAGAUUAGUUUAAUAGAUGGAGAAAAUAAAUAUUAUUUGGAAAAAAAUAGGACUUUUGUUUUCAAUGUGCAAGGGAAUAAAUGAAGUAAAAUAGAAUAUGCAGCUAUAUUCACAAACUGAAUAGAUACAGGUAUAUCCAGACGAACACAAAUAAUAAUAUUAAUUAGUAAGGAAAAGCCACGGUCUGCUUACCCCAUGACGUGCAGAACCAUCUGUGCUUGUGUAUGCACUGAAUGGGAACUUCAUGGACGUGCAGCAAAGGCCAAGUGGUUGAGUCAGAGAGAGAACUCUGUAUCCAUCACUUUGUUCUGCUAGAAGGAGCCUCACAAUUUCUGUUUCCUAAACCCAGCUAGAGUACCCUGAGGUUCAUUGUCUGCUUUACCUAACCUUUUUUAGUGUAAAUUCUUUAAUGAGAUAGAAAUAAAUUACUGUGUAAGGGGAGAAAUUGAGGUUUCCGUGUGUGUUUGGUUCUUCUUUCAAACUGCAUAAACUCGGUGAAAGAGAUGUGAUUUUACCAUGUUAAAGUGGGAUCUCUUUAUAUGUGAAGUUUUUCUUUAUUUCAAAAAGUACAGAUUUCAAUAGAAAUUGGCACUUUUAUAAAUUAACCUGGUUACAUCCUAUGGCAGUCGGUGAGACAAUCAGUCCUGUUACUUCCUGGUUGUUAAGCUCAGUGGAGCUAAACUCACGAGGCAGCAAUUACCCAGAAAACCUGCCUUGCAAAAACUUCUCAUUGAGCUGCAUUGGGAAGUCUGUGAUUGAACAGCCACAGGAAGUUUGGGUGAGGUGGAGGGCUUGCAAAGGUUUCAAGAGAUUUGCAGAUUUUUAGUUUUUUUUUUUUUUUUUUUUACAUAUAACCCCCAAUAAAAAAGUGCACAAUUAAAUGCAUGCAUUUUCUCAUUGAGGGUAUAUCUACUAAACAGUGAUUUUUACUUUGUCAGUGGAAUGUCCAUCUGAGGGACAUUUUGUCUGAACCUUGAUUUUUUUUUACACCCUUAAAGUAAGUUGUAUUGUGUGCCUGAAAUAGGCACGUGACAUUUGCCAUUGAGUCAAGGUCACCCAGUUCCAGUGACGUUGUUAAUGUCUCUUGCAGAGGAUAACACUUUCCAGCAAUACCUGGAUGAAUAUUACCAGCUUGAUUAUGAGGAUAUCAUUGAUGAUCUGCCGUGUCGCUUUAAAUAUCGUCAGGUCAUGCCUUGUGACUUCGGACUCUCAACUGAGGAGGUACGUGUGGUUGAUAUGUAGGUUUUAAACUUGAAAUAUUUAAUACUUUUAUUUGGUGAGGGGUGUACAUGACCAGGUUCUCAGUCAGAUAUUCCAUAAUAGUUCAGAAUUUAUGUGUAGUCCUGUUUGAGUAAGACCAUAGGUUACAUUUUAGUUAUUUAUUUUAGUUGCAAAGUCUGCCCUUUUAUGACAUUCUCUGUUAUGGUGGCAAUGUUUGGAACAGUAGGAUAUAUCUACGGUCAGUUAUUUGCUGAAGUAUAAUUGCUUUGUGCACAAAAUUGGUAAAUUUAGUAGCAAUGCAAAUUAAUAAUUAUAUGUAUAUACAUGCACGCAACACCAUCUGGUCCGACUAGUUUGCUUUGAUUACAGAGGAUCAGCUGCCUGUAUGUAACCUGAUGUAUAUGUCCAUAAACCUCAGCCUUAUCUAUCCUCCUUUAUAGAUUUUAACAGCAGAUGACAAGGAGCUAAACAAAUGGUGCUCAUUACGAAAGACCUGUAUGUACAGGUGAGUCAUUCUUAUCCCAAAUGGAGGGUUUAUAAUGAAAUUUAACAUUUAUGGAACCAAGGUAGAACUUAACAUUUCAUGGCUGUUUAUUGGAACGGCUAGAUCAGUCAUUAUAACAAGUAAUAGUGUCUCAUACAGUGGAUUUUCUAAUCAGUAUCUGCAAUGUCUUGUUUGUAGAUCUGAGAAGGAAGAGAGUCACGAUAUUAAAGUUUUCAGUCAGAAAUCGCAGAACGUCUGGAAGAAGCAGCAGAUCCUAAAGUCCCUGACACAGAGGUGAGCAAUUUUUAAAUCGAAUAGCUUUCCCUUCAAUAAUUCUACACAUCUUUCCAGUUGCUGGGAACCAUGAAAGCACCGUACAGUUUUCCCAGCCCAAACUUUUGGAUCGUUCCAACGGACUAACUGCACCUCCUGUUAUCUUCUUAAACUGCCGGCUCUCUGAGAAUAAUAGGGAUUAGAGUAUAAUUUGUUGGUAACCCCAUAUUCUGUUUAUCUUCAUAGUGAUGACAAUGAUGAGGCUGCAACAGCAUCAAAAAAUAAAGUAGGGAAGAAGCGGAGAGACAAACUGAAGAAUCUGGAAGAAAAGACAUGUGACGGUGCUUUGAUGUCAAGUGAAAAUAAUUCAGAGGACAAUGAGCUAUCAACAGACGGUAUUCCUACCACACCACCACCCGUGGAGCUGGCGUUUGGAGACCCAGUACAGAACAAAGGAAAAGGCAUGAGCCAGGAUGUAUUUAUUAAAUCGGGAUCCAAGACCACAACAAAGACAGAUUCCGUGUUAAAACAGGGACACACAGCAGCCCAGAUUGGGGAGAUGGCCACUGCCAAGCAAGGGGCAAAGAGAGUGCUCCAACCAGAGGACAAACAGAAUGUUUUAGGGGAAGCUGGCAUCGCACACUUACCGAAGGAGAAAAAGAGGCGAAAAUUGGUCAGGAAAGGUGGCCGGUUAUUGGGCAGCAAAGUGAAGCUGGGUGGACGGGAGUUCAGUGGGCAGAGGCUGCGGGCAUAUGGGUUAAAUCCAAAGAGGCUGAAAUACAGGCAGCUGGGCCGGGAGAGGAGAAAGAUGAGGGAGAAGCAGGGGAAAACCAAGGGCCCAACAAAGGACUAAAAACUCCUGAAAUGUUUGUCAACAAUGGAGCAAAUUUGACUUACCAUCACUCAGGACUGCUACAGGCACCAUGUAAUAUAUCUAUACUCUUAUACUGUGAUAUAAAUAAAUGAUUUUAACAAAUAGCCUCUUUAAAAAGGUUUAUUGCCCUACAUAAAUAAAACAAUUUCAGAAUAUACAGAUUUAAUGCUUUGCUCCCUGUUUAAAAUGGACAUAGACAGACAUGUAUUCCAGUGUAGACUGAGACGCUCUAUAUUAAGAGCACGUGUCUCUAUUGCCACUGUACAUAAAGAUUCAGACACCUCCUAAUGCUAUUAUAGCUGCCCAUUCUCCAGCAUUCGUUCCAGUUGUAGAAAAUAGACCCAGAUAUGACUGACCUAUAGGCCGUCCAGAUGACAAAGAACUGUAGGUGGCUCUCGGGUCGGGGAGCCUAAGGUAUGAAAUUAUUCUGCAGGGACAGGUUCUAUAAAUAAAGUUAGCACUACACCUGUCGUCAACCUGAUUUAUGUAUAAUAAAGAAAAUAGAAAAAAAAAAACACAUUAUUGCUCUUAAUCUGAAAAGUCUACUUCAUUCCAAGCAUCACCAUAAACAUUUACUGCAAUAUUCCCCUAGAACUAGGAGACAAGUGCAAACGUUCCUUUAAAGGAGUUUCUUGUGUGCUCUGUGGCAGCUGAAGGUGAUUAGUGUUGCUUCCCUUAGGUCAUACAUGCCUAGACAAAGUUACCCGAGUACAAGAGGAAAAAAGAUUUUUGGAUAUUGCCAGUGUCUAAAUGCAAAUAAACAAACUUAAUUCUUGUAUUCUAAGCAAACAGAGUGGCUUGGUUUUUCUCAGCCUUAGAAUAAGUAUAUUUUUCAGAUUAAAACAAUUUUUGUAAAUUCUAUUGUACCUUUUAAGGAGAUUAGGAUGUUUCCUUGUAGCAGUGCUAUCUUCGCUAGCACAGAGAGUCCGUAAAUAAACAAAGCCUUUUUUUGUUAAACUCUUGUAUUCCCUUUCCCUCUUCCAGUGUAAGAUAAUGGGACCCAAAUCCUCUCGCUUGGGGGUCACCGCCUAUGAUUUAAUUUAUACAGACGCUGGGAUACCCUCUGUAUAGCCAGAGCACAAAUGGAUUUAACAUCUAAACUUCAUUCAUUUUAAUCUUGAAGACACCCUAACUAUAUAAAAAAAAUUGUUAAACGGUAAUGUUCCGCUCAUAAUCCUUAUGGUAUCCCAACCUGUUUCAAGUAAGACAUGCAGUGCUUGAGGUCAGAUGCCCUGCGUUUUCCAAGACACACAUCACUUUGAUAUAGCAAAGGGCAGCAAAUAAAACACACUACCCUUCCGUUUGUAGAAUUCAUUUGCUGGAGAUACAAAGUUAAUUCAGUAAUCAAAGCAAUCCAACAAGAAGGGCAGAGCUUUCAGUGUGCCACCCAGUUAUUGAAAGUGACAUGUCCAAGAAAACAGCGUUCUGGCAACACUAGGUGAAUAAUCACCCGAUUUAACUCCUGUACCGAGUAAGAAUCAGGGUAUGAUGGUUAUAGGAACUCAAACUCGUCUGAGUUAGGCCUCAUCAGCCUUCUCGAUGUUUUGUGUUGAGUUUGUAUAUUCGUAUUUUGUGAGCCCUCCGCCCCACUGUAUUCCUGAGCUUUUCCAUCUGAAAUACUGAAUACAGGAUAUUUCUCCUCUCCCGAUGGAGAACUCAACACCUACAACAAGAAACAAGCUUUCUCAGUGAUGGUAUCAUAUUAGUUAAUCACAUCCAUGAAUAAUUAGAAUCUUGUGUAUAUGUAUAGCAG
Molecule: messenger RNA, 20251 nt
Organism: Pelobates cultripes (western spadefoot toad)
Lineage: Eukaryota; Metazoa; Chordata; Amphibia; Anura; Pelobatidae
Source: the annotation of a GenBank genome assembly